Rosa rugosa (rugosa rose) is the source of this 1740-nucleotide messenger RNA. RefSeq names its product enhanced ethylene response protein 5. The transcript has 13 exons. Gene Ontology annotation, biological process: post-transcriptional tethering of RNA polymerase II gene DNA at nuclear periphery; poly(A)+ mRNA export from nucleus; transcription elongation by RNA polymerase II. NCBI's taxonomy places the organism in Eukaryota, Viridiplantae, Streptophyta, Magnoliopsida, Rosales, Rosaceae. The coding region runs from base 80 to 1321 and encodes 413 amino acids. The record is from RefSeq and is a predicted model, not a curated record. Gene Ontology annotation, cellular component: transcription export complex 2. Gene Ontology annotation, molecular function: double-stranded DNA binding; RNA binding.
AUCAAAGUAAAAAGUAAAAAGGUGUGUGCUUUGGAGCUAGUGACUGGUCUGAGCUGAGAGAGAGGGAGAGGGAGAGGCGAUGGCGUACUUGAGCAUGGGGGAGGCGCACAGAAGAAUCAACGACUACCUGAACCGCUUCUGCGACGCCGUUUCGAACCAGGACGGCGAUUUACUCAAGCGCCUUCUUUCUCUCUCCUCCAACAACCCCUCCAUUCUCUCCCUCGCCGACGCCCUCAACGUUUUCCAGGACGCGAAUAGAUUGAUUAAGCAGAACGAUAACUAUGCUCAAUUCGGUGAAAUUCUGGUUCAUCUGUUCCGUGCUUUUCAGAGUUUCCGAGUCGGAAGCUUCGUUGAUUCGUACCAGGCAUUUGAGAAAGCUGCAAAUGCUUUUAUUCAGGAGUUUAGGAACUGGGACACCGCUUGGGCUUUGCAAGCAUUGUAUGUGAUGGUUUAUGAAAUCAGGGUUCUAGCUGAGAGGGCUGAUAAGGAAUUGGCGACGAAUGGGAAAUCGCCAGAGAAGUUGAAGGGAGCUGGCUCUUUCCUUAUGAAAGUAUUUGGGGUUCUUGCUGGUAAAGGCCCAAAACGUGUAGGAGCAUUAUACGUGACUUGCCAGUUGUUUAAAGUUUACUUUAAGCUUGGUACAGUUCACCUUUGUCGCAGUGUGAUAAGGAGUAUUGAAACUGCACGUAUAUUUGAUUUUGAGGAAUUCCCUACGAGAGAUAAGGUUACCUAUAUGUAUUAUACAGGCCGUCUAGAGGUUUUCAAUGAAAACUUUCCUGCUGCUGAUGAUAAAUUGUCCUAUGCCUUGAAGCAUUGCAACCCUCGGAAGGAAGCAAAUAUAAGGAUGAUAUUGAAAUAUUUGAUACCUGUCAAGCUUUCAAUUGGCAUCAUACCAACCGAUUGGCUUCUGCAAAAGUAUAACUUGGUGGAGUAUAGCAAUGUUGUGCAAGCUCUAAGAAGAGGUGACCUCCGACUUCUUCGGCAUGCUCUUCAAGAGCAUGAAGACAGGUUCUUGAGAUCUGGCGUAUAUCUCGUCCUAGAGAAGCUAGAACUUCAGGUCUAUCAGAGAUUGUUGAAAAAAAUUUACAUUAUCCAAAAGCAAAAGGACCCGAGCAAAGCUCACCAGCUGAAGUUGGAAGUAAUUGUCAAAGCAUUGAAAUGGCUUGAAAUGGACAUUGAUGUGGAUGAGGUGGAGUGCAUAAUGGCAAUACUAAUAUACAAAAGUCUGGUAAAGGGAUACUUUGCACACAAGAGUAAAGUUGUGGUUUUAAGCAAGCAAGAUCCUUUCCCCAAGUUAAAUGGAAAGCCUGUCAAUUCGUAGAGAAAAUUGACAAAAGUUAUGACUGUGACAUGUUAUGCAAUUGUGAUGGGCCGGCCAGUUCACAUUAAGGGGGUGCUGCAUCAAACCAGAUCAAUCUUUUUCAAAGGGGAUUGUUUUUACCACCCUUGUAUUGAGUCACAUAUGAGGCAGCUUAUAAGCCAUGAUGAGAAUGGAAGGAGUCUCUUAUCUUUGGGGAUUGUUUUUACAUCCUUGUAUCAAGUCACGUAUGAGGCAGCUUAUAUGUUAUGAUGACAAUGGUAGGAGUCUCUUAUCUUUACUGCCCUAGUAAUUUCAGGGAGUUCGUUUUCUGACAGCUCACAGCAAUGUUGUAUGGUUCGUUAUUCACUUUAAUGUGUAAGGAAUAUCCUUCAUGUUCAAAGAUGAAUAGAAGUGAAUGUGUCCUCUUUUUUCUUGGAUUA